CGAUUGUCUUGAACACAUCAGGCAUCUUCUCAGGGCUGAUCAGCACUUUGCUCGUUGGUACAAGUUUGAAUUUUGACAGACACCUACUGUGACAUGGACUCCAUGGGGCCUCAACAGUCAGGAGGAAAAGAAGUAAUAAAGAAGAGAGACGAAGAUGAAGCUCCGGCCUCAUUUGCAGGAGUCACCACCGCAGGCAGUGGUUCAGAUGUGCAGCGAUUGAACAUCACAGCUGAGGGUAGCAGCAACAUCAACGCUCCAGCUUUGUCACAUAGCAACGUUCAGGGGAGCAUCAACAUCACCACGAACAUCCAUCAUCAUGGUGCUGAAACCUCAACUGUGGCACAACAACCAAAGAAGUUGGAUGGGCUGUUUCCAAAAUGCCAACAAGUGCUCAAAGAAAAGCUAUCUAAGAAGUUCCAAAAUGUGCGCGUAGCCAUCCCAAAGCAGGGACAACCUGCAUCUCUUGAGAAGAUCUACACAGAGCUCUACAUCACAGAAGGGGAAUGUAUUGAAGUCUGUACUGAACAUGAGGUCAGACAGAUUGAGAUGGUAUCCAGGAAAAAGACAACAAAUGGGAAGACACUAAUUAAAUACACUGACAUCUUCAAGCCCCUACCUGGACAAGACAAAGACAUCAGAACAGUGAUUACAAAGGGAGUAGCUGGAAUUGGGAAAACGGUCUCCGUGCAGAAGUUCAUUCUGGACUGGGCUGGAGGGGAAGCCAAUCAGGAUAUUCACUUCCUGCUUCCUGUGCCUUUUCGGGAGAUAAACCUGAUAAGAGAAAAGGAAUACACUCUCAUGGGAUUUAUUCAUCACUUCUUCAGUGAAACAUCUGACCUCAUCUUCUCCACUGAUGAGAAAUACAAAGUUGCCUUCAUAUUUGAUGGUCUAGAUGAAAGUAGGCUUCCUCUGGAUUUCCAGAAUAAUGAAUGCAUUUACAAUGCAUCAGAACCUACCAAAGUUGACGUCCUUCUGACAAACCUUAUCAAGGGUAAUCUGCUCCCCUCUGCUCAAAUUUGGAUCACCUCCCGACCAGCAGCUGCCAGUCAGAUCCCUCCCGAGUGUGUGGACCAGGUGACAGAAGUGCAGGGUUUCACUGACCUACAGAAGGAGGAAUAUUUCAAGAAAAAUAUUGACGAUCAAGAAAAAGCCAGCAGAAUCAUCACACAUCUGAAGUCAUCCAGGAGCCUCUACAUCAUGUGCCACAUUCCAGUCUUCUGUUGGAUGGCAGCCACUGUUUUGGUGUCUAUCCUGACUGAAGGGAAGAGUGAUGAGAUUCCAACUUCCAUGACACAGAUGUACUUACACUUCCUGAUCUUACAUGCCAAGCAUAUUAGUGAGAAGUACAAAGUCCAAUGGAAACAGAAGACAAUUCUGUCCCUGGGUCGACUGGCUUUCCAACAACUGGAGAAGGGUAAUCUGAUUUUCUCUGAAGAUGACCUCAACAAAUGUGGAAUGGAUGUUACAGAGGCCAAAGAGGCCUCAGUAUACUCAGGAGUCUGCACCCAGAUCUUCAGGGAGGAGUCUGGGCUGGACCAGCAAAAGGUGUUCUGUUUUGUUCAUUUGAGCAUUCAGGAGUUCCUAGCAGCUUUAUAUGUGUUUCUGCACUUUAGCAGGAAGUCUCUAAUGUCUAAAAUCUUACAACCCCUCAAAACCGUUAGGAGCAACUCUCCGCUUCAGUCACUGCUCAGUGCUAUGAGCCUCCAUGAGCUACACCAGGCUGCAGUGAAACUGGCUUUAAAGAACGAACAUGGACACCUGGACCUUUUCUUGAGGUUUCUUCUGGGCCUCACACUACAGUCGAAUCAGAGGCGCCUACAAGACCUCCUACCACAAGAGGGAAGCCGCUCAUUGGACACAAAAAAAACCAUCAAGUUCAUCAAGGAGAAUAUCAGAAAAGUCAAAAACCCAGAGAGAUGCAUCAACCUGUUCCACUGCCUGAAUGAACUGAAUGACCACUCUCUGGUGGAGGAGGUUCAGGGGUACAUGCAGAAGGCAAAGAAAAACAGGGCGGAUCUUUCUCUUUCCCAGCUGUCUGCUCUGGCCUUUGCGUUACAAAUGUCAGACCAGGAGGUAGAGGAGUUUGACCUGAGGGAUUAUGGAUCUCAUGCCAGAUCAGAUGCAGGUCUGCUGAGGAUGCUGCCAGUGGUUAAAAUAUCAAGAACAGUAAAGCUGCUGGAGUGUAGACUCAAUGAGAGCAGCUGUUCAUAUAUAGCUGCAGCUCUCAGCUCAAGCUUUUCCAGUCUGCAACAUCUGAACCUGCGUAACAAUAGACAACUGGGUGAUUCAGGAGUGAAGCUGCUGUCUACUGGACUGGAGCAUCCAAACUGUAGACUGGAGACACUGGAGCUUGGUAACUGCAGUAUAACAGCAGAGGGCUGUGCUGCUCUUGCUUCAGCUCUGGCUUCAAACCCCUCGUCACACCUGAUACAGCUGGAUCUGGAUGGCAAUCAACUACGAGACUCUGGAAUGAAGCACAUCUCUGAUCAACUCAGGAAUCCAGAUUGUAAACUACAAACACUGACGCUUGGUAACUGCAGUAUAACAGCAGAGGGUUGUGCUGCUCUGGCUUCAGCUCUGGCUUCAAACCCCUCGUCACACCUGAUACAGCUGGAUCUGGAUGGCAAUCAACUACGAGACUCUGGAAUGAAGCACAUCUCUGAUCAACUCAGGAAUCCAGAUUGUAAACUACAAACACUGACGCUUGGUGACUGCAGUAUAACAACAGAGGGUUGUGCUGCUCUGGCUUCAGCUCUGGCAUCAAACCCCUCAUCACACCUUAUGCAUCUGGAUCUGGAUGGCAAACAACUAGGAGACUCUGGAGUGAAGCACAUAUCUGAUCUACUCAGGAAUCCAGACUGUAAACUCCAGACACUGAAGCUUGGUACAUGCCGUCUAACAACAGAGAGCUGUGCUGCUCUGGCUUCAGCUCUGACAUCAAACCCCUCAUCACACCAGCUACAGCUGAAUCUGAAAUAUGAAGGAUAUAAACUAGGAGACUCUGGGGUGAAGCACAUCUCUGAUCUACUCAGGAAUCCAGACUGUCAACUACAGGAACUGGAUCUUCGUCACUGCAGUAUAACAGCAGAGGGCUGUGCUGAUCUGGUAUCAGCUCUGGCAUCAAACCCCUCAUCGCACCUGACACAUCUGUAUCUGAGUCAUAAUGAACUAGGAGACUCUGGAGUGAAGCAGCUCUCUACUCUACUCAGGAAUCCAGACUGUAAACUACAGACACUGUGGCUUCAAUCCUGCAGUAUCACAGCAGAGGGCGGUGCUGAUCUGAACCCCUCAUCACACCUGACAGAGCUGGAUCUGGGUUUUAAUGAACUAGGAGACUCUGGAGUGAAGCAGCUCUCUACUCUACUCAGGAAUCCAGACUGUAAACUACAGAAACUGCGGCUUCAGUCCUGCAGUAUAACAGCAGAGGGCUGUGCUGAUCUGGUAUUAGCUCUGGCAUCAAACCCCUCAUCAUACCUGACAGAUCUGUAUCUGGAUAAUAAUAAUCUAGGAGACUCUGGAGUGAAGCAGAUCUCUACUCUACUCAGGAAUCCUGAAUGUAAACUACAGAAACUGGAGCUUUGGCGCUGCAGUAUAACAGCAGAGGGCUGUGCUGCUCUGGUCUCAGCUCUGAAAGCAAACCCCUCAUCACACCUGACACAUCUGUAUCUGCUUGGUAACAGACUUGGAGCCUCAGCAGUGCAGCAGCUCUCUGCUCUGGAGGAAGAUCCAAACUACAAACUACAGAGAGUAGAGUGA
This is a messenger RNA of Engraulis encrasicolus (European anchovy), 3756 nucleotides long. Its product is annotated as NACHT, LRR and PYD domains-containing protein 12-like. Gene Ontology annotation, biological process: intracellular signal transduction. Gene Ontology annotation, molecular function: protein binding. The record is from RefSeq and is a predicted model, not a curated record. The transcript is spliced from 14 exons. Lineage: Eukaryota; Metazoa; Chordata; Actinopteri; Clupeiformes; Engraulidae. Bases 94 to 3756 code for a protein of 1220 amino acids.